GGCGCAGUGGAAGCAGAGGCGCUAAAACAGAUACCUGAACUGGUUGAAGACGCCUCGGAAUUACAGCAUGUCUAUGCAUAAAAACACAGGAGACAGUUCGACUGUUAAGACGUCGGAGGCCACACAACACAAACAAACCCACAUACUGUAUCCAACACUGCCAAACAUAAACAGAUUUGAGGUUUGCUUGCCACUCGGCUCUACUGGGGAAAAACUUUGUGCAGCUGCUGAGAGUCACAAUGAGCAGAAAGACACACAGUUGGAAGAGCCGGUCAGUGGUUAUUACGCCAUGAAAGAACAGAUUCUCAUCAUGGAGCAGCAGAAUAAAGAGCUUCUUGCUAUUAACAAUAAGUGGGCAAAAGAGUACAGAACAAUGGUGCAGUAUUACAAGAAGAAGGUCCAGUUUUUAAAAGCAUUAAAACAAGAUGGUGUCUCUGAAGAGGAGAGAAGUGAUGAAGAAGAGAGGCCUGUCACAUUCUGUAAAACUGAAAAGCCUGGAAAAGACAGAGUUCGAACCGAGUUACGGACUGCAGAGGAGGAAACCGAAGAGCUGCGAGCGCAGAACCACACUCUGACCCGUAGGUGGCAGCAUCAGCAGGAGGAGAUCAGGAGGCUCAACAAGGCCUUAGAGGAGACGAUUCAGAGAUCUGAGCCUCUGGAGAACAGCAGUGAAACACUACAAGACAUCUGGAAACAUCAGGCUGAAGUCUACAAGGAAGACUUUCUGAAAGAGCGCAGGGACCGGGAGAAGCUGAAGGGGAAAAAUCUGGAACUGGAGAAGCGAUAUAAAAAGGUUCAUGACGAGCUGCGUGUCUUCAAAUCCCAGGUGACUUUGGCGCAGCCGGUGCACUGCUGUUCCUGCACGAAUCGACCCAAACAGCCGGACAGGGAGCACCAGCACGUCCAGCAGCAACAACGCUACACUUUCUGCAGCAAAGACUGAACGAAACGUUUAGAGUUUGAACGAUGAUGUUUCAGUGGAUCUCAGUGGAGGAGGAGGUCCUGACAGAAGAGCCUUCAGUAGGACAAGCUGCAGCAGCUUCAUGUUACUGAAGACGCAGAAAAUGUUGUGCUGUCAAAACACUAUGACGGAUGUAAGACUUCUGGGGAAUGUUUUAGGGCAUAUUAAUAUGUCUGCAAGAAAGGAAGGAAUAAAACACAACCAUAAUUGUUUGCUUUAUCACAUAGUAAGGAAAAGGAGCUGAAUCUAUGCUGUAACUACAGCUUAUAGCACUCCAGUCCUCAAACUCCAGUCCUCAAGGGCCGCUGUCCUUCAGUUUUUAGAUGUGCCACAGGUACAAAACACUGGAAUGAAAUGGCUUAAUUACCUCCUCCUUGUGUAGAUAAAUUCUCCAGAGCCUUGCUAAUGACCUAAUUAUUCUAUUUAGGUGUGGUGCAGCAGAGGCACAUCUAAAAAGCUGUUUUUAAAAUCUUUUUAAGACAAUGUGGGUAACCCCUGUUUGUAGUGUUACUUCCAAAAAUCAACACUGCCCUCAAGCGCCGGUGCAGGACGUCGGCCCUUGAGGACUGGAGUUUGACACCCCUGGCUUAUAGCAUCCGACUUCCUAUACACUAUUAACAAUUAACCACUUUUAGGACCUCACAUUUUGCUUUUAAAGAUUGAAAAAAGACAAAAAAGAAACUCAAUGAAGUACUUUGUGUAGUUUUUUUUUUUUUAAGAAAAGUUUUAUUUUAUACAGUAUAUUUAUUUAUUUAGGUUUGAUGGAUUUAAUGGCACUUGUAUUUUCCACAGUUGUUUAUUUAUGAUGAAAAUAAACUUUUUUCUUUA
Gambusia affinis (western mosquitofish) is the source of this 1789-nucleotide messenger RNA. Its product is annotated as TNFAIP3-interacting protein 3-like. The transcript is spliced from 10 exons. Gene Ontology annotation, biological process: cellular response to lipopolysaccharide; regulation of transcription by RNA polymerase II. Lineage: Eukaryota; Metazoa; Chordata; Actinopteri; Cyprinodontiformes; Poeciliidae. The record is from RefSeq and is a predicted model, not a curated record. The coding region runs from base 68 to 943 and encodes 291 amino acids.